Molecule: messenger RNA, 728 nt
Organism: Diatraea saccharalis (sugarcane borer)
Lineage: Eukaryota; Metazoa; Arthropoda; Insecta; Lepidoptera; Crambidae
Source: the annotation of a GenBank genome assembly
GAUUGCGUCAUUGGGAAAUAAAGACAAUAACGCAAAAACAAAAAACAAGUCGUAGUAUUCGAUUGUGUGUAUUUCAAUUUCUUGAUAUCGCAGAAAUUUCAGUGUAUAAUAAAUCUCAAAAUGAAAUUCCAAUAUAAAGAGGAGCAUUCCUUCGAGAAAAGGAAGACUGAAGGAGAGAAAAUACGCAGGAAGUAUCCGGAUAGAGUUCCAGUUAUUGUUGAGAAAGCUCCAAAGGCUAGGCUGGGAGAUCUCGAUAAAAAGAAAUAUUUAGUUCCGUCUGAUUUGACAGUUGGACAGUUUUACUUCCUCAUUAGAAAACGCAUCCACCUAAGGCCAGAAGACGCGUUGUUCUUUUUUGUGAACAAUGUAAUCCCUCCUACGUCGGCCACCAUGGGCUCACUUUACCAAGAACAUCACGACGAAGAUUUUUUCCUCUAUAUAGCCUUUUCUGAUGAAAAUGUUUACGGAAAUAUCUAAAUUCCACUACUUAUUUCAUUUCUAAACCAUAAUUAUCUUUUGUCAAUAUGGUGGUAAAUAAGAUUUAAGACUUAGCUUAUUGAUUAAUGUCUUACGUUACAAAGGUGAUAAUUAUUGAUUUUAAUUUGCAAUUUUAAGAAUUCAAUGUGUUUAUAGUAACUUGAAUCAUUGUAGAAAAUAAACAUUGCUUUGUUCAAAAUUCUCUGUUUGGUUUAGGAGUGUGAUUAUAUCUGUACCAAAAUAAAUGCUAU